Messenger RNA from Sander lucioperca (pikeperch), 4676 nucleotides. RefSeq names its product elongation factor RNA polymerase II (gene ell). Gene Ontology annotation, cellular component: transcription elongation factor complex. Gene Ontology annotation, biological process: positive regulation of transcription elongation by RNA polymerase II; snRNA transcription by RNA polymerase II; transcription elongation by RNA polymerase II. NCBI's taxonomy places the organism in Eukaryota, Metazoa, Chordata, Actinopteri, Perciformes, Percidae. The coding region runs from base 128 to 2071 and encodes 647 amino acids. The record is from RefSeq and is a predicted model, not a curated record. The transcript is spliced from 12 exons. Gene Ontology annotation, molecular function: cis-regulatory region sequence-specific DNA binding.
ACACAUGUGACUAUAUAGGGCUUCGUUACUGCUCAGGGACCUGGUCAUUGAAUAUUCAUUGAAAAGCAACGGGAGUUCUCGGUUUACGACAGAGUGCGUCUGUGCGCGUGGUGGGAACGGUAGCAAGAUGGCGGCGCUGAAGGAGGAGCAGUGCUACGGACUGUCCUGUGGAAGAGUGAGCAACGGUAGCAAUGUAUCCGUCUUUCACGUUAAACUCACUGACAGCGCACUGCGAGCGUUUGAAGGCUAUCAGAGCAGCAAGGUCCUGUCAUCACGGCCAUUGAUCAGAUUUAAUGGAAACCAAGGGAAAAUUUCAAUACCACGGUCAGAAAAUUCCAGUGAACUGCAAACGUUUACUUUCUAUCUGUCAAAUGUGGGCAGAGAUAACCCCCAGGGCAGCUUCGACUGCAUCCAGCAGUACAUCACCAGUGAAGGGAGCAUUCAGCUGGAUUGUUUGGGUGGGAUCCAGGACAAGAUUACAGUAUGUGCCACAGAUGACUCCUACCAGAAGGCCAGGGAAAAUAUGGCCCAGGUCGAGGAGGAGACUCGCAGUAGGAGUGCUAUCGUCAUCAAGCCUGGGGGAAGAUAUGUAGGUAAGAAGGUUCAGAUCCGGAAACCGGCGCCUGGCCUCUCAGACGUCGCCCCGUUGCGGAGGACAUCUCGGCCUGUCAUCAUCUCUAGCAGUACGCUAAAGAAGGGCACAGCUCAGCACAGGCCGCUCCGGGAGCGCCUCACACACCUGCUGGCCCUCAAGCCUUACAAGAAGCCUGAGCUGAUCCUGAGGUUGCAGAAAGAUGGCCUCUUGCCAUUAGACAAGGACUCCCUGGAUAGCCACCUGCAACAGGUGGCGAACUUGAAUGGGAAAGACAACACCUUCACAUUGAAGGACUUUUUGUAUAAGGAGAUUCAGAAGGACUGGCCAGGCUACACAGAAGGAGACCAGCAGCUUCUUAAGAGAAUCCUGUUUAAAAAACAGAGCCAGGCCCAGAACAGCUCUGCCCCUCCACUGGAGAGCCCGCCCAAAGAGCUGGCCAGCAGCUCGCCAUCUCAGAAACGGCCCCCUGCGGACUUCAUCGACCCUCUUGCCAACAAAAAGCCCAGGAUAUCGCAUCUCGCCAGCAAAGCUGCAACAGCUCCAGUUAAUGGCAAGCUCAGCUCCUCCAACGGGAGAGGGGAGGCAGGUGGAGUGCAGGCAGGUGAAGCACAGGCAGGAGUGGCGGUUUCUAUGUCAGACGGCGGCUUGACGUCCAGCUCCCAGCAGCUCCCCGUGCUGGACAUCCCUCGUCCUUUCGAAGCACUGUCAGAUGUCAGCAAUGACUCCAGCAACAACGGGAGAGAUUGUGACUCUCAGGAAACCGCAGUGUCCGAGAGGCUCAGCCAACCUCCUUCGUUGUUCACGGGCUCAACAAUGCUCACCGCGCCCAGCAUCGGCACAUCAUCUCCAGGACACACAGGCGCCGAUGGCCCUCGGGACAAGAGCCCUUCAUCCUUCAACAACAAGUCCAGGAAGAAGUCCAAAAAGCAUAAAGACAAGGAGAAGAGCAAAGACAAGGAGAGGGUGAGAGAAAGGGCGCAGGAGAAGGAGAGGAAGAGUCGUGGGGAGCGUGUGCCUGAGCCUAACCGAGCCUGUGGGAUGAGCCCAGGAAACCUCACAAGCAACAGUAUUCCACACAAAAGCACAGAUCUAAAUGGAAUGUGCAACAGUACCAGUAUUUCUACGUCAUCACCUGAGGUGGCAGACUAUUUAUUGAAGUACACGGUGAUCAGCUCUCCGGAGCAACGUCAGAGGUAUAAAAACGAUUUCAACGCAGAGUACAGUGAGUACCGGGGUCUGCAUGCUCGGAUAGAGGGCAUCACCCGGCAGUUCACUGUGCUUGACAAUGAGCUCAAACAGCUCCAUCAAGGCACAGACAAGUACAAGACAAUCCACAAUCAGAUACUUCAAGAGUAUCAUAAAAUAAAAAAGACUAAUCCAAACUAUAGCCAAGAGAAGAACCGCUGUGAAUAUCUACACAACAAACUGGCAUAUAUAAAGAGACUUAUUGCCGAGUACGAUCAACAGCAACUUUAAAAGUAGUUAGUAGACAUUGUUUCCCUGUUGUCUCUGGAAACCAAGCAGAUAAAGGAAAACUCUGGAUUCCGCCUGUGCUAAAAAAAAAAAUAAAAAAAUAUGUUCUCAUGGAAGACGCCAUGAAAGGAGUAUUCCACUCAUUGGGGCCAAAGGCUCUAAUGAGGACUAAGCAGGACACUCAAUCUUUUUCCUUAUUUUUUUUCUUAUUUUUUAUUUUUAUUUUUAUUUUUUUUUUUCAUUUAUUUUUUGGAAGAUGGGGUUGUGCCUAGAGUGGCCAGGCCCGUCUGUGUAGUUACAAUGCAUUAAGAAAUAUAGGUUCUGUGUGGCUUUGUUUUUCUCAACAGCCCACCCUGCUUAUAGUGCACAGAGGUCUGAAAGAGUCAAACAUGGGAACUUUCCUACUUUCUUGGGGACACUGAGAUGGAAACUGCAGAUUGUAUGCCAAAUGCAACUCAUAUGUUUUUGAGUAAAGAAAUGAUGCAUCAGUUUUCCCCACGUGCUGAAUCGAAUGGUUAUGACGUUGGAAGUUAUUUCUCCGUUUUUCUUUAUUUAUUUUUGACACUUAAAUUGGAGGAAUGAGUCUGUUUUACACUCCUCAAUAUCAGUACUUAAAAAGCUGUCUCUCUUUUCUGUCCUCACAUCUUGAAUGUCAGCCAGUAUUUUAUUCAGAAGCUGCCUUGCCCAUCUUAUUGUCAGUCUGUUGGCAUUAAUUAUAUUUUUCUCCUUUUUAAAGAGGUGCAGAUAUCACUAUUGAUUAAAUCAAGCGGAGGCAUCUAAAUGCACACAGUCGGACGCAGGUUUGUGCAUAUGUUUUGAAAGUUUCCAGUCACUCUUGAGCUGUAGGUUUUUUUUGAACACAGUCCUCACUCAGCCGUGACGAACUGCUGUGCACGUUCAUCGGUUACAGCAGUGGUCCUUAGUUAUGGUUCAUCAUAAUGUAUCAGUCAAAAACUAUAUUUAGCUCCUUAAUUGGUUGUCUCUCCAGUUUAGGUCAUGAUGGCUUUUGUAGCAAUAGAAUUAUUCAAAGUUAUCUGAAGAGUUGAUUGCCAGCUCUGCCCUUCAUCACGCUUCAGAAGAUCCUGUAAUUGUAAGGUGAUGCAGACGAGGGGGGGGGCUCUGCAGGCUUUUUCUUUUCAUCUUUAAAACACGAUCAACAGAUCUGAUAUCUCCUAAGUUACCAUCGUUGUCCCCUUUUUAAUUAUGUUAAAAUAGUGUUUACAGUGUCUUUAAAAAGACCACAUUUUUAGUUUUUGUCUGCUCACUGACCCACGUGAUAGUCCAUCGAGACGACUGUUAAGAUGAAGCCAUCCUUGAUCAUCUCCCAGGCGGAGGCCUCUCGGAGGAGGAAGGCGCUCACCUGCGACCAGUUUUUGCCUUUUCAAAUGUGAUGUCAGAUAUUCACGGAGGUUGACCUGAGAUCUAUAUCCCGGAUCAGCUCUCCACUCGUGAGAAGCGUCAAGACGCAUCCGAAGACGAAUUAGAACUGCUGUAUCGGAACUUAACCUGAUGAACAAAGCGAGUUGAGUUUAGUCAGCGAAUGCGUUUCUUAUAUCGAUCUUUUUAUGUGAAUAUGAAAAAUCAGCACUUUUUCUCCUGAUCUUGCUGUUACUGGGGGUGAGGGUUUGUCCAAAUGACUCUUUGUCCAUCAGAGUGCAUGCUUUAUGAAUGUGUUACAAUGGACAGUCUUUGUAUCUUUACUUGAAGGAAAAAAAAAAAAAAAACUGCCCAAGGAUAUCGAAAGCCAAGCAAAGGCCUAGUCCAACCGAAUUUAGUAUCUUAUCAAUUCGACGUGGCUCUGACCAGCAUGUAUACCAAAGUGCUUACCAAGUGGGAUGAAACUUAAACGCUCUACCAAAUGUUGGCAAAGGAAUAUGUCGCAGUAUUCUCUUACUUCCUGUUAUAAUUUCAUUCGUCAUAAUUUAUCACCGAGGAAACUUAUUUAGUGUUUUCUUGGGAGAAGUCAGAGGAGGCUCCUUUGCUCCAGAUGGGAUUUGCAUGACUGGGCUUAAGUUUUUAAAUGUAAUGCCAGGUUUCAGAUUAUAUCACUCUCCUAAUGCAAACACUACAUUAAGGCCAAUGCUCCCACCUCAUCACACCGAUCCUGCUGGGUCUAGGCUGAGGCUGGAUUCGGGACUUGAUGUCUGCAGGGACGUAAAGUGUAAUGGUGAUUGUCAUGUUACCAGAAUCCGCAUCGCCCAGUACUGCAACCUUUUUAACAAGAAGACACUUUUCAACUCUCUUACUGUAUCUUGUUUUCGCGAAACAUUCUGACAUGAUUACUGUAUUACACCUCUAUUACGGUCAAACUCCAUUGUGAAUGAGUUCAUCAGUGAACACAUUUUGCUUCGGCGGAGAGCAAACUGUUUGAAAGUAUCGAUAUGCCAGCACAGGAGUGCCGUUGUUAUGAGUUGAUUGUGCCAAAAUGACCUGUUGUAUAGGUUUUUCUUUUCUUUUCUCUGAGUAUAUACAUGCUGCUGUAUAAGCAAGGAGGAAUUUUGGCGAUAAAACCCAAAGCACGCUUUUUGAAAACCAUAAGGGACUGGGACUGAAAUUGAUCUUUGUUUCAAUAAAAUUCUUUAAAAUCCUUAUUUGUGAAAUUCUGAAA